Molecule: messenger RNA, 952 nt
Organism: Plectropomus leopardus (leopard coralgrouper)
Lineage: Eukaryota; Metazoa; Chordata; Actinopteri; Perciformes; Serranidae
Source: RefSeq, a predicted model, not a curated record
AUGCCAUUUUUCUUCUGGCAUUUAGGCUGUCAGGUGACAGCGUUGGCUGUGACUCAUCUACCGGCCUCUCCUCUCUGCAGGUAUCUGAAGAUCGUCCAUCCUUUAGGAACUCACAUCCUGCAGACGGUGCGAGCUGCCCACAUCAUCGCCACGCUGACCUGGGUUUUCCUCUUGGCCACGACGUGCACCUACGUCAUGUUGUCGCUCCUCACCCAGGAGCCAUUGUCCUCCGUCCCUGACACAGUGAGCUGUGACGUCCUGCACAGCAAACAGCUCAGCCUCUUCUACAGAAUCGUCCACACCUGCUCCGCCGCCAUCUUCCUGCUCGUCCUCAUCUCCCUGGUCUUCUUCUACUACAGCACCUCCCGCAGGCUGUCGCUGGCUCAGCAGAAGCAGCUGGCGUCCUCCGGCUCCAAGACUCUCACCAAGUCCCGCAGGAACAUGCUGGUGCUGGUGAGCCUGUUCUGCAUUUGCUUCGUCCCGUACCACCUGGUGCGCCUUCCCUACGCCUUCAUGAGGAAGCGGUGUUCGUGGGGUCAGGCGUUCUACUACUUGAAGGAACUGACCAUCAUGGUGUCGGUGCUCAACGUCUGCCUGGACCCGCUCAUCUAUUUCAUCUUCUGCAAGGCCUUCAGGGCGCAGCUGAGCUCAAGGAGGCUGUUCAGCACCACGCCGGCCGCAACGCAAGAAGCUGAGCGGAGGAGCAGCGACGGGCGGACGAGCACGCUCAAAAUCAACUGGAAGACGUCGCUCACCAUGACGACAAAGCAGAGCGGCGUGCUCUAGCUUUAAGGACACUUUAGACUUGUGUUGGUGAUCCAACAACAAACACAUCACAAUUGCAAAUAUGUGCAAAGACUGACAUCCGAGGUUUUCCAACAAAGAAAUACAUGAAAAUAUAUAUCUAAUUUUCUGUACUGUUUUUGUUUGUUUUAGUUUUUAGGUUUUCCCU